Carya illinoinensis is the source of this 410-nucleotide messenger RNA. RefSeq lists its product as uncharacterized. The transcript has 2 exons. The record is from RefSeq and is a predicted model, not a curated record. Lineage: Eukaryota; Viridiplantae; Streptophyta; Magnoliopsida; Fagales; Juglandaceae. Bases 58 to 342 code for a protein of 94 amino acids.
UUUAAUUAGCUCUUCACCCCAAUCCGUCACAGAUUCGUUAGGGAGAAAGCGAGAGCGAUGGAAGAGAUCAGGUCUUCGCCACCGCCGGCGGCAGCCUCGGAUAAGAGAAAACCACAAUCGUCAGCAGCAAUGUCAAUAGUGAAGAAGGACUGCUUGUGGUUCGCAACUUCGAUGCAAGAGGGUUUUAGAUAUGUCAAAGCCUCCUUCACAGGCCUGGCGAAGAAGAUGACGGCAAGGAACGAGAGAGAAGCGAGCGAAGCAGACCUAAAGGCUGCCAAGAUGCAGGUCGAAGCUACUGAUGCUGCCGAGGAAACAAAGAAGAGGCUUGAAAAAACUAUGUAAUUAAUGUAUUGUGCAUAACUCUAUUUUGUAUCCAAAUGCUAAGUUAAAUGUACUUUUUGAAGGCUUAA